AUGGUCAAAUUAACUGAUGAAAGUAGAGCUUUUCAUUAUGGAGUUUAUUCAAUAGUAUAUAAAAUACCACCAGGAAAAGUUACAACUUAUGAUAAACCUCAAAAUUCCAGACAGGUAGGUUCAUCAUUAAAGCAUUGUGCAAUAAUUAUUCAAGAUUUGAAUCAAGGUUACGAUCCAGUUGAAGAAGAAUACCUACGAAUUGAGAAUUUACCAUGGUGGAGAGUUUUAUCAAGUUCUGGUAAAAUUUCAAUUAGAGAAAACUCAAAUAGUCAAUACGAACAAGCUGAUAGAUUAAGAAACGAAAAUGUUGCUGUUUCUGAUAAUCAUAUUGUUGAUCUAGAUGAAUUUGGUUGGUUUCCUGAUGAUGUGGAUAUAUCGUAA
This is a messenger RNA of Lodderomyces jiufengensis, 381 nucleotides long. RefSeq lists its product as uncharacterized. NCBI's taxonomy places the organism in Eukaryota, Fungi, Ascomycota, Pichiomycetes, Serinales, Debaryomycetaceae. The record is from RefSeq and is a predicted model, not a curated record. Bases 1 to 381 code for a protein of 126 amino acids. Gene Ontology annotation, biological process: DNA repair. The transcript is spliced from 2 exons. Gene Ontology annotation, molecular function: catalytic activity.